Pleurotus ostreatus (oyster mushroom) is the source of this 2175-nucleotide messenger RNA. RefSeq lists its product as uncharacterized. The transcript has 2 exons. The record is from RefSeq and is a predicted model, not a curated record. Gene Ontology annotation, cellular component: mitochondrion. Lineage: Eukaryota; Fungi; Basidiomycota; Agaricomycetes; Agaricales; Pleurotaceae. Gene Ontology annotation, molecular function: nucleic acid binding; ATP binding. Bases 1 to 2175 code for a protein of 724 amino acids.
AUGCCACGCAGAGUCUCGUCCCCAGUGGCUUUGUCGCGAGUAGCGUACCGGCUGAAGAAAUCAGCAGCCGUCGAGGCGAAACCGACCAAUAGUGCUUCCCGAUCACCUGUGCCUCCUCAACCGACCCAGAGCAGUGGAGUGGCCUCUGACCUGCCGAAAUGGAAAUCCCUCUUGGGGAGGGUACAAUGGGGGACGCUCAGAGCCAUCGUGACUACACCCUACAACUACGACAAGAUGACCAAAGUUCAGGCUGAGGUUCUUGGGCAGCUUCCCAAGCUCAUCGCUCUCCCUGAUCCUGAUGACCCCAAUCCCCCAACUCGCGACUUACUUGUUCGCUCAAGAACAGGUACGGGGAAAACUCUCGCUUUUUUAGUUCCAGCCGUCGAGGCUCGGUUGGCGGCCAUCAAUCGUGCUGUGAAACAAGCAUUGAUCGAUGCUGGCCUCAAAUGUGACGCGGAAUUGGAAGGUCGGGCGCGAAGAGCGUUUGUCCGCCAGCAUGCUGGCGCGCUGAUCAUUAGCCCCACCCGCGAACUAGCCAUCCACAUCGCUGACGAAGCUGUCAAAUUGACUCGCCAUCACCCUGGCCUCGAAGUUCGGUUAUUCGUAGGAGGCAUGAGCAAACGGCACCAAAUGCGUGAAUGGAUGAGAGACCGUAGGGACAUUGUUGUAGGCACGCCCGGGCGACUACGCGAUGUGCUGCAGAGCGAACCAGAGGUCGCGCGCGGUCUAGCGAAUACACCCUUGCUCAUUCUCGACGAUGCAGACUCCUUGAUAAACCCAGAGUUCCGUGAAGACAUAGAAUCUAUCAAGAAGUUCCUUCCUUCUUCACCUGAGCGUCAGACGUUCCUUUUCUCGGCCACAGUUUCCCCUGCAGUUCGGCAAAUGUCAAAGUCGUUCCUCUCAGACAACCACGCAAUCAUCAAUUGCGUCUCCGGCUCAGACCCAUCCCCCGUUCACGCUCACAUACCUCAGUAUCACACCGUCCUCCCCACAGCAGCACAUCAAAUUCCCUCGGUCUUACGACUCCUCGCUCACGAUCAACUCACCAAUCCAGGAUCGUCCAAAGUGAUCAUCUUCUUUCCUACGACAAAAAUGACCGUGAUGUUCGCCGAUAUACUACGCGAUAUUGCUCGCCAAUGCCUUCCAGCCGUGCGCAACGUCCGUGUCUACGAACUACAUUCGGGGCGCGCUCAAGAUGCUCGGACACUUACCUCUCAUGCGUUUAGGGCUGACACAUCUGGUGCAUCGAUUCUCGUCACGUCGGAUGUGUCUGCUCGUGGAGUAGAGUAUCCUGGUGUAACGCGUGUUAUCCAAGUCGGUAUGCCGGCGGGCGCUGAGCAAUAUACUCAUCGAGUGGACCGGACGGGUCAUGCUGGGCGUAGCGACCUCGUCCUUCUUCCCUGGGAAGUCAGUUUCGUCACUUGGCAACUUUCGAAAGUGCCUCUGAAACCGCUCACCGUCAGCGAACUUAAAGCCGAAGUAACUGAGCUCGCCGCCAAACACGAUGCAAACCCUCGUGCCUACGUGCAUGGCUUAGACAUCUUUCGCAGGUUCUUCCCAACCCGGCUUGUCCCCAUUCUGGCCACUAUCGAUCGCACUAUUUCUGAUCUUUUGGCGAAAAUGGAUCCGAGGGAUAUCAAGCAGACCUUCGCAUCGCUCCUUGGAUUCUAUGCGGAGAAUGCGCGAGAGCUGCGGGUAAGGAAGAGCGAAAUUCUGGAGGGUUGUAAGGACUGGGCUGUUGAUGCCAUGGGCCUUUCAUACCCUCCUCAUAUCAAUCCGACGAUGUUGGAUCGCCUUGGCUUCACGAAUCGCGAUGACUCCGAACCCUCAAGCAGGAGCAAUUCCCGAGACUUAUCCACGUCCCCUAGCUCGUCUUCCUCUUCAUACUCUCGCCCAUCCCCCUCGCCGUACUCCCGCCCCGUUCGGGAAGAUCGAGGACAUGUUCGAAACAGCCAAGGCGGUCAUAGCUCGUAUCGUAGUCACAAACCAUCUCGUACUUCCGAUUACAGCGACACGCAGGAUCGUAGCAAGCCCCGUAAUUUCGACUCGGACUCCUGUGACUAUCAAGGACGUCGGAGUCCCCGUAGCUAUGACCCGGACGAUACUGGAGGCUAUCGCAGUCCUCACGUAGGCCAGGGUUCACGGAGUGGUUGGGGAGCUAGAAGUGAGGAGUGA